Messenger RNA from Oreochromis niloticus (Nile tilapia), 436 nucleotides. RefSeq names its product tonsoku-like protein. The record is from RefSeq and is a predicted model, not a curated record. Bases 1 to 345 code for a protein of 114 amino acids. The transcript has 2 exons. NCBI's taxonomy places the organism in Eukaryota, Metazoa, Chordata, Actinopteri, Cichliformes, Cichlidae.
AUGGAGAAGCAGAAGCUGUUGUAUCAGGCUCGGCUGCACGACCGUGGCGCUGCUGAGAUGGUGCUCCAAACCAUCAGUGCUAGUAAAGGGUGUCAGGUCUCUGGCCCCUGGGAGAGUGAAGACCUGGACAGUUUGUCAGAGCUGGUCCAGGAUAUCCGUCUUUGCUCUCAGGCCCUCAACAAGCUGGACCGACAGACCUUGAAGCAGAGCUGGGACAGGACUCAGUCACACGGACACUUUCUCGACCGAAACUCCAAGUGCCUCCUCUCCGCACCUCCACUUGAGGGUGGGAGGUGUGAUGAUGUCGGCAGAACUUUGCUUCUGAUGUCUACUCUUUAUCACUGACGGUGGAUUUUGAGCCAGUGUUCAUAAUAAAAGUGGUCAUUUUUAUAAACAUUUUGUUUAGUGAGGCUACACCAAAAAGAAACAAGAUAAA